This is a messenger RNA of Ylistrum balloti, 1488 nucleotides long. RefSeq lists its product as uncharacterized. The transcript has a single exon. Bases 1 to 1488 code for a protein of 495 amino acids. The record is from RefSeq and is a predicted model, not a curated record. Lineage: Eukaryota; Metazoa; Mollusca; Bivalvia; Pectinida; Pectinidae.
AUGAAUCGCACCGGUCACGUUGUGUUAGGGGUCGUAAUUUUUGCAUGUAUAGUUGCACUGGUUCUUGGGCUGUAUUUUGGACUUCGAAAAUCUGAGGAUGUGAAGUCUAAUAAGGUAUUCCUCGAUUCAUUCAGUGCAUCUUUGGAUGUUGAUACGGUUGAACGUAGCGAACUUGGCACUGAAAAAACGUAUCUGAAGGUAGAAUGGAAUUCAGAUACGAUGAACAUGAGAAUUCAGGAGACGGAGGUGUUUGCUUCAGAGUAUGACUUCGACUAUGAUCUCGUUUUCAUUAUGGUAAAUGAUAAAGCGACGGUCAGUAUUUCUCACAUGAAUACUUCUAUAGCCUUUUGUUUGGAAGAAACUUCCCUGUCACGAUGGCUUAGCGUUUUUGACCAUAUUGUUAAAGCUAAGGAUUGGAUAAGCGGUUCACAAUCAGACAAAUGUCGUGGUGAUAUUUGGUCGACGAAUCUCGAAGAUGGCACGAUUGAUAUAUGUACUUACGACAAUCAGUUAGAAUAUGUUGCGUAUAAGGAAAGGAACGCCAUGGUAACAAGUUGGUCAAGAAGUGAUAAACAAAGUAUCAACAUAGCAUCCGAUGUACAGAAUGGUCCGUGCCACAAAGUCAGAGUUGUAAACUGUAGCAAUAUUCACGAUGCCCCUGCAGUUAAAAGAGAUUCUGGAGUAGCUCCUGCCACAUGUUUGUUCGUGCAUGGGGCCGGUGAAAACGUUCCUGGCAACAGUGUCCUUCAGGAUCAAUCGUCUUACUGGGGUAACGUAAAAAGUUUCACUUCAAAAUGCGUGUCUCAUAAAUUCCUUAUAUACAACAGCAGGUUCAACGGAUGGGAUGUGGACCACAUACAUCAGCAUUUUUGUGAUGUUGCUGCUCCCAAUGGAAUCAUAAGUAACACGGUGAUAUUUUCACAUUCGAUGGGAAACAUGGUGAUUGCUGCUGCUCUGCACCGAAAUAAAUGUUCUUUUGAUGAGAAGACGAGUCGCUGGUUCUCUGUGCAAGGUCCAUGGACAGGGAGUGCCGUAGCCGAUAAACUGUCAAGUAUUUGUAGAAAUCCAACAUUUAUAGAGAGAUUGAUCCGCCGUGUAUUGCGGGGACAAGGGUACUGUAAACCUACUGAAAACAUUGAAAAUGGUGUGUAUACGACCCUGAAAACCGAUUAUGUCUCUGACACCGGGGUACAGCAUAAUGAUCUAAUAAACAUCGGCAAGAGAUACGUAUCAGGUGUAAUGUGUGGCGAUAGCAGUUGGGGACUAGGGCAGGAUAAACUGGAGAGUGCUGCUCUUUGGUUGAUGCAGGCAUACAGCAAUCUUGGAGAUCCUAAUGAUGGAAUGGUGGCAUUUGAUAGCUGCAAGUUAAAGGAUGAAGUGUUCGAAGCAAGAAGCUCUCAUUCAUAUUAUAAAGACAAAUUCAACCAUGCAGAUGGUACUUGUAGACAUGGAGGGUGUCCCUGUCGGUGGUAUCAUAAUAUGCAUUAA